Colletotrichum godetiae is the source of this 3183-nucleotide messenger RNA. Its product is annotated as potassium/sodium efflux P-type ATPase. Gene Ontology annotation, cellular component: plasma membrane. The transcript has 5 exons. The record is from RefSeq and is a predicted model, not a curated record. Gene Ontology annotation, molecular function: ATP binding; P-type sodium transporter activity; P-type potassium transmembrane transporter activity. Gene Ontology annotation, biological process: monoatomic ion transmembrane transport; potassium ion transport; sodium ion transport. Lineage: Eukaryota; Fungi; Ascomycota; Sordariomycetes; Glomerellales; Glomerellaceae. The coding region runs from base 1 to 3183 and encodes 1060 amino acids.
AUGAAGGCAAGCGAGAAGACAACGGACUCCUUCCAGGAACAUGUCUCUGGACAAUCCAACAAGCCUCUCUCUCGACCACCUCAUUCUUUGGAGGCUAUUCAGGUCCUCAAGGAACUUCAUGUCGACCAAGGUCAAGGUCUGGACCUCGAAGAUGCCGUCCAUCGGCUGGCGGAACUGGGGCGCAAUGAGCUUCGUCAACAAAAGGGCGUCCAGCCUUUGAAAAUCUUUCUCGAGCAGAUCUUCAAUGCCAUGACUUUGGUCCUCCUACUAGCACUCGGUGCAAGUUUCGGCAUCCAAGCCUGGAUCGAAGGUGGCAUCCUAGGCGGCAUCAUCGUCCUCAACAUCUUCAUCGGCUUCUUCCAGACCCUCCAAGCCGAAAAGACAAUCAACUCGCUAAAGAACCUCGGCAAACCGACUUGCAAAGUCGUGCGCGACGGCAAGACGAUCGAGAUACAGACCACAGAUGUAGUACCGGGAGAUAUCAUAGACUUGAACACGGGCGAUUCGGUACCAGCGGAUAUCAGACUCAUUGAGGCUGUCAACCUGGAAGCGGACGAGGCGUUGCUCACUGGAGAGAGCGCGCCCGUUUCCAAGAUGCCCAGCUCAGCUUUUGAUGAAGAUACGGGCCCUGGGGAUCGCCUUAAUGUGGUGUAUAGCUCCACGGUCAUCACCAAGGGUCGCGGGCGCGGCGUCGUGUUUGCUACCGGCAUGUUUACCGAGAUUGGUCUGAUUGCUGGUGCGUUGAACGGCGGCACGGGGGACAAGGCCCUAUCGCGGGUGAAGCGCAACGAGGAUGGGAGCGCCUCGGUCUUUGCGUACUUUGCCGCCGGGUACAUGGCUAUCAAAUCGUGGAUCGGUGAGUUCCUGGGACUAACGAUCGGCACACCGUUGCAAAGAAAGCUGUCUCAGCUAUUUCUGUGGUUGUUCUUGCUUGCCAUCAUCUGCGCAAUCAUUGUUCUCGGUGUCAACAAGUUUGAUUCUCGAAAGGAUGUCAUCAUCUACGCGGUUACUACUGCGAUUGGGACGAUCCCUGUCUCGCUUUUGCUGGUUCUGACGGUGACUAUGGCUGCGGGCACGAAGAAGAUGCUUGAGCGUCACGUUAUUGUCCGGAAUCUUUCGAGUUUGGAAGCGCUUGGGGGAGUUACUAAUAUCUGUUCCGACAAGACGGGCACGAUCACCCAAGGGCGCAUGGUUGUCCGCAAGGCAUGGCUUCCGGGAUGCGGCACGUACUCUGUCCACGCCACGAACGACGUAUAUAACCCUUUUGCCGGUGAAGUCCAGUUGGCGGUUGGUCAACCAAAGGACAUCAUCUUCGAGUCAGAGAAGCAGAACGACCAGAAGACUGAGUCGAUCGAUACGCGCCAUGAGCCUGUAAAGAAGCCUGCUCUGCAAUGGUUCUUGAAUGUUGCGUCGUUAGCAAAUCUGGCAACGCUGAAGCAAACCACUGAUAGUCUCAGUGGAUCUGAGGAGUGGACGGCUAGUGGAGCACCCACUGAGAUUGCUAUUGAGGUGUUCGCGUCUCGCUUUGGCUGGAACAGGCCGCAGCUGUCCCAAGGCCCAGGAGCUUCUUGGAAAGAGAUCGCAGAGUUCCCCUUUGACUCAGACGUCAAGAAGAUGUCCGUCAUCUUCAAGAACUUGGCAUCGGAAGAGAUGCAUAUUUUCACAAAGGGUGCCGUCGAGCGUGUCUUGACCUCUUGCAACACCAUCGCGUACGGCUCCGAUACCCGCACCCUGACCGACAGUGACAGGAAAGACAUCAUAUCGAACAUGGAGGUUCUAGCCAGUCAAGGACUGCGUGUCCUCGCGCUCGCACACCGAACUCUCAGCAGCAACAUCUCAGAAGCCCAAUUCGUGAACGGCAAAGCCCCGAAUCGCAACACAUUCGAGCUCGAUCUCACCUUCCGUGGCCUCAUCGGCAUCUACGACCCACCCCGUCCCGAGUCCCGGCCCAGCGUCGAGAUGUGCCAAGGCGCCGGCAUCGUCGUCCACAUGCUCACCGGAGACCACCCCCAGACUGCUCGAGCCAUCGCCACAGAGGUCGGCAUCCUACCGCCGCCUGAAAAGCUUCGGCUACUCGCUGCCGAUGUCGCUGAGGCGAUGGUCAUGCCCGCGCACGACUUUGACGCCCUGACCGACUCCCAGAUUGACGAACUGCCGGAGUUGCCACUGGUGGUGGCGCGAUGCGCGCCGAGUACGAAGGUCCGGAUGAUUGAAGCCCUCCACCGUCGCGGCCGGUACGUCGCCAUGACCGGGGACGGAGUCAACGACAGCCCGAGUCUGAAGCGGGCCGAUAUUGGUAUCGCUAUGGGCUCUGGGUCGGACGUGGCCAAGGAGUCUUCCGACAUCGUGUUGACGGAUGAUAACUUUGCCUCCAUCUUGAACGCCAUUGAGGAAGGACGCCGGAUCUUUGAUAAUAUCCAAAAGUUCAUCCUCCACGUUUUGGCGGCGAACAUUGGCUUCGUGAUUGCGCUGCUUACAGGGUUGGCGUUCAAGGACGAGACGGAUACGUCGGUCUUUUUGUUGUCGCCUGUGGAGAUUCUGUGGAUGUUGCUGGGGACGGGUGCUUUCUGCGAGACCGGGCUUGGGUUCGAGAAGGCGGUCCCAGAUAUUCUGAAUCGUCCGCCACAGAAUCUCAAAUACGGCGUCUUCACGCAUGAGUUCCUCCUCGACAUGGUAGUCUACGGUUUCCUGAUGGCAGGCUGCGUCCUUGGAGCCUUUACCCUCGUCAUAUUCGGCUUCAACGGCGGCAACCUCGGCAUCGACUGCAACAACGCUUACUCUUCCGUCUGCGAGCCCGUCUUCCGCGCUCGUGCCACGAGUUAUACCACCAUGACCUGGAUCUUUCUUCUCUUCGCCUGGGAGCUUAUCGAUUCGCGACGGUCCCUCUUUUACAUGCCAGCGGGCUUCAAGGCUUGGGGCCAGCAUCUUUGGGGUAAUAAGUUUCUUUUCUUGUCUGUGACGGUUGUGUUCUUCAUGGUGUUUCCGACGCUAUAUAUACCCGUGUUGGAUCAUGUGGUGUUUAUGCACCAUGGCAUCAGUUGGGAGUGGGCAAUUGUCUUUGUCGAUGUUUUCAUCUUCAUGGUUGGUGCUGAGGCGUAUAAGUGGGCGAAGAGAGUGUAUGCGAGGAGGAUGUCAGUCAAGGGUGAUGGUGUGUUGAUGGAUUCGGACGCAGCUCAAACGUAG